Messenger RNA from Numida meleagris (helmeted guineafowl), 2567 nucleotides. It is a transcript of the gene LHFPL3, whose product is annotated as lipoma HMGIC fusion partner-like 3. The coding region runs from base 185 to 919 and encodes 244 amino acids. The record is from RefSeq and is a predicted model, not a curated record. The transcript has 3 exons. Gene Ontology annotation, biological process: sensory perception of sound. Gene Ontology annotation, cellular component: plasma membrane. NCBI's taxonomy places the organism in Eukaryota, Metazoa, Chordata, Aves, Galliformes, Numididae.
AGCCCCGGUAGGAGGCGGCGGGCCGCGCUGCCGGCGGUGGUGGCGGUGGUGGCGCGGCGCCGCGGAAGCCCGGCGGAGGGGCUGCUCGGCUCUCGCACGCAGCGGCGGAGCGCGUCGCGUCGAGAGGAGUGAGCGGGGCGGAGGAGGAGGAGGAGGAAGGGGAGGGGGGAGCUUCUCGGCGAGGAUGCCCGGAGCGGCUGCAGGGACGGCGGCGACUGGAGCGGGCUCGGCGGGAGCGGCAGCAGCGGGGAUGCUCCCGGCUCAGGAGGCGGCCAAGAUCUACCACACCAACUACGUGCGGAACUCGCGGGCCAUCGGCGUGCUGUGGGCCAUCUUCACCAUCUGCUUUGCCAUCGUCAACGUGGUGUGCUUCAUCCAGCCCUACUGGAUCGGGGACGGCGUGGACACGCCGCAGGCGGGCUACUUCGGGCUCUUCCACUACUGCAUCGGCAACGGCUUCAGUCGGGAACUCACCUGCCGGGGCAGCUUCACGGACUUCUCCAGCCUGCCCUCGGGAGCCUUCAAAGCUGCCUCCUUCUUUAUCGGGCUCUCGAUGAUGCUCAUCAUCGCCUGCAUCGUCUGCUUCAUCCUCUUCUUCUUCUGCAACACGGCCACCGUCUACAAGAUCUGUGCCUGGAUGCAGCUGACCUCGGCUGCCUGUCUCGUCCUGGGUUGUAUGAUUUUUCCUGAUGGCUGGGAUUCAGAUGAGGUAAAACGGAUGUGUGGUGAAAAGACAGACAAGUACACGCUGGGGGCUUGUUCAGUCCGCUGGGCUUAUAUCCUGGCUAUUAUUGGAAUCUUGGAUGCCCUGAUCCUCUCAUUUCUGGCAUUUGUGCUUGGCAACAGACAAGACAGCUUGCUAGCAGAGGAGCUCAAGUUGGAAAACAAAGUCCUUCUAAGCCAAUCCUCACUAGAAUGAGCACAAAACAAAAUGAACAACAGCUUUUGUACAUCAACAUUAAAAUGGGAAGAAGCUUGGGAAAGGGCCUCGGAGAGAGAAGAACGCUGACGAGAGCAAAACCGCCUGAUUGGUAAACACUACCUUCUAACAUAGACCAGCCAGACGUGGAAGGGAUUUCUAGAAGAGAAAUGCAAUCAUGGAUUACACACCAGCUCAUUAGAAACUGUUGCUGAAUACAGCAUUCAGAAGACAUGCAUGAAAAGUCACAUUUGGGGAAUAAAUUAAAAGGGGUGUAGUUGUUGCUAGAUAAACAUAUGUAAAAUAUAUGCAUCCAGGAGGUUUGUAAAUGUCAUUUUUUUUAUUCAGACAGAAAGCAAAAAGCUUUAAACCUUUCACAGUAGAGAGGCAGUUAACUCCAGACUAUUCCUAUCCCAGUAGCCAAGAAGCUGAUAGGACAUCUCUUAAAUAAGCAUUUAUAAAUAGACUCUGAAUGUCUCCAUCAUCUAGUGGAAAAGCAUAACUUUAAAUGCUACAUUUCUGCACAUCAUUUACUUCAGUGUAUAAUAAGUUGACUAAAACUGUAAAGCUUCUCAAUUUUUACGGCAUAUGUGUUCCAAUUAAUCUAUGUCUGUAACAAAUUUAAGACUGAGAAAUUAUUUCUGACCUAUAAUCUAGUUCUAUGAAGCAUAUAUACUAUAAGAUAUGUCUGACUGAAUAUCAUCAUACUAUAAUUUCCCAAGCAACAUAGAAUUGUUUGCAUUUAAAGUGACAAAAUAAAAGCAUUUGAUUUCUGUUUUCAUAGGAAAAAGCGAUUUACCCCUUGAAUGUACCAAACAGCUGUAAGGGCAUUUCUGUUCUUUUCCCUGUUCUGCCACAUAACUACAGGGGGAGAUCUCUGGCCCCGCUAUUGCCAAUCAGGCUCGGUGAUCGAAUGUCCCUUCUGGCCUUAACUCCACACACCAAUGAAGAGACCACAAACAAAUGCCCAUAGCAGACAGCUCUGUGCCAUACGGGUGUGCAGAGCCCAGGGCUCCCAUCUGCAGGGGCUGCGCAGUGGGCACCCUCCUUCCAGAGCAGAAAACAGGAGGAGACACAGGGUACUGAGAAAUACCUGGGUCUGAGCACCAGGCAGAGAGCAUGUGGCAAAGCAUGAGUUAAAGCUGUUUUUUUAACAAUUAGCUGCACAACACAAAGUAUUCAAGAACUUAGUGCUUAAAUCUCAGAAAACUAGUCUCAUCUUUGAAAAAUCAUCUUCAAGCAAAUAAACUCGAGGAAUUAGGUAACUUUUAUCUGAUCACUAAGGUACCAGUGUGGCACUGCUGAUUUUAGAAACUGGACACUGAUGUGGGUGGAUGUCUGCAAAUAAAUUUAUAUAUGAAUCUGGGGAGCAUACAAAAAAUAUCUAAAUAAAUGUUGUUUUAAUCUAAAUCUGCUCCUGUGACUGUGUGUAGGAGACUCCCUGACCUCUACAGGACUGGUGUUAGAGCUGGUCAAAAACCCAGCCCAACUCAACUAACACGCCUAAAGGUAAUCCCAGCACCUGCUGCUGCGCUGAAGUGCAUGGAAAGGAAAAAACAGAUAAUUGGUACAUAAGGCUGCAUGAAGGCACUGAGGCCCCAGUUCAAAAAGGUUUUUUAAAUCCAUGGUUAGCCCAAUGUUAUGGUUU